GAGCCCAUACAGCACACUCAGCUCCCGCGCCUCAAAGCUUCUCCGUUCUUCCCAAGAAGCAACAGUUAGUGCAACUCAGGGUGGGGCAGACCUUUGAAUUCUCCAGACCAAAGGAGGGUUUCGAGAGGCAUUUCUCGAGAACAUGCGGCUCCCGGGACUACUGUCCACACCCCAGACCAUUGCAACCCCGACGUAUCCCCAGCCUUCUUUUUCUAUUGAGUCUAGAAGGAGAACGCGCAUUUCGUCUGCAAGAGCAAAGAACUUCCCAAGAUGUCUUCUUCCCUUCAUAGCUCUGUGCGAAUUUUAAUAAGUAAAUACCUCCCGGACUGCCGCGAGGCCGGGCACUUACGCAACUUGAAAAUAGGGCAAGCCGGGGCAAAGAGAAGCGAGUCUUCAACAGAAAUCCUUCCCGAGGUCAGCCCAUCGACUAACCGCUGCCAAGCUCAAAUGUAAAAUGACUACCUAGCAGCCCGGUGCAUGGAAUGCAAGUAGUGCACGGCAUAUCUUUUAAUUAAAGCAUGGAAUACGGAAAACAAAAACUUCAGCUAGUGUUUUAGUCUCAUCUGAAAUUCUACAGGCAUGUAUCUUAUAAGUAGUAUAUGGCAGAGUUUUAAGCCAAUCUGAGAGUCUGUUUUCCAGUAGAAAUUUCAAGCACUAUUUUUGACUACUUGCUACUGAAUGUUCAGUCGAUGAAAUUGAAGGUCUUUCACUCAGAAGAAAUAAAUCAAGAAGAACCCGAGGCUCGCGUGCUCCUGAGUUGCUGUGCAUGGCCCCAGCGCUCCUGACCACUCUUCCGGGUAGGAUGUCGCUGAGAUCCCUGAAAUGGAGCCUCCUGCUGCUGUCACUCCUGAGCUUCCUGGUGAUGUGGUACCUCAGUCUUCCCCACUACAAUGUGAUAGAACGCGUGAACUGUAUGUACUUCUAUGAGUAUGAGCCCAUUUACAGACAAGACUUCCGCUUCACACUUCGAGAGCAUUCGAACUGCUCUCAUCAAAACCCAUUUCUGGUCAUCCUGGUGACCUCACACCCCUCAGAUGUGAAAGCCAGACAGGCCAUUAGAGUUACUUGGGGUGAAAAGAAGUCUUGGUGGGGAUAUGAGGUUCUCACAUUUUUCUUAUUAGGCCAGCAGGCUGAAAGGGAAGACAAAAUGUUAGCAUUAUCCUUAGAGGAUGAACACCUCCUUUAUGGCGACAUAAUAAGACAAGAUUUUUUAGACACGUACAAUAACCUGACCUUGAAAACGAUUAUGGCAUUUAGGUGGGUAACUGAGUUUUGCCCCAACGCCAGGUACAUCAUGAAGACAGACACUGAUGUCUUCAUCAAUACUGGCAAUUUAGUGAAGUAUCUCUUAAAUUUAAACCACUCAGAGAAGUUUUUCACAGGUUAUCCUCUAAUUGAUAACUAUUCUUAUAGGGGAUUUUACCAAAAAACCCAUAUUUCAUACCAGGAGUAUCCCUUCAAGGUGUUUCCUCCCUACUGCAGUGGGUUGGGUUAUAUAAUGUCCAGAGAUUUGGUGCCAAGAAUCUAUGAAAUGAUGAGUCACGUAAAACCCAUCAAGUUUGAAGAUGUUUAUGUUGGGAUCUGUUUGAAUUUAUUAAAAGUGGACAUUCAUAUUCCAGAAGACACCAACCUUUUCUUUUUAUAUAGGAUCCAUUUGGAUGUCUGUCAACUCAGACGCGUGAUUGCAGCCCAUGGCUUUUCUUCCAAGGAAAUUAUCACAUUUUGGCAGGUUAUGCUAAGGAACACCACAUGCCAUUAUUAAUUUGACAUUCUACUCAAGGCCUAGAGAAGGGAGGGAUACUUUGUGGAAAACGUUAAGGUUACACUAUGAAAUCUCCAAUGGAAAACUCAUGGGAAGGUCACUGUGUGGCUUACACGGAACUGAAACUCAUGAAGAGGCUAUAGGCUGGAGACUGGAGGGUUGUACUUGACCUGUGGUUUAUUUUGACAACAAUCAAGUCAGGCCUUUUAAAGGUGAUGUUCAGAGGAAUUAAACAUCUUAUAAAGGAAUGGGAGCUUUCUGUUAAUAAAACUCAUAGGACCUAACAAUUUGAACGUGUCGUUCUAUAGAUUAAAACUUCUUAAAUGGGUUUCAUUGAAUUAUAAGCUCAUUUGUCCAUAAUAACAAAGCAGUGUGGAGUAUUAUUCAUUGAACAGUCUAGUCAGUUCAGGGUUUUGUGUAUAUCUUACAUGGAUUACAGUUUUUUAAAAUAUAUAGUUGUGUGUAAAACAAGUGAAGUUAUGCUGAACAAAACUUCAUCUCUUUUUGGUCAUUUGGAAGAUACUUCAGGAUGUUGCAGUAUUUCAGUUAUCAAUUAUUAUUUAAUGUUACUUAAAGUUUUGCACUUUUAUGGGUGUUUGAAUGUUAUGGUUGUUUCAAUACUGUAUAAACAGAAUAGUGAAAAAUCACUCUUUAUAUUUAAACUUCUUUUCCAGUUACUUCACUGAUGAGUUUAUUAUGAAUAGCUCCAUUAAUGUGUAGAUAUUGGUCAUUAUUGCAUAUCAGUAAUCUCCUGAACUUUGAUAAAUAUUUCUUCGUGGUAAUAUAGAGAAGAAUUAAAGCAAGAAGAUCUAAAUUAUUGUCUUGUUUUUAAAAAUAUAAUCCCUGGUGUUUUUAGAUGUCA
Messenger RNA from Delphinapterus leucas (beluga whale), 2624 nucleotides. RefSeq names its product beta-1,3-N-acetylgalactosaminyltransferase 1 (Globoside blood group) (gene B3GALNT1). Gene Ontology annotation, molecular function: N-acetyl-beta-D-glucosaminide beta-(1,3)-galactosyltransferase activity. Gene Ontology annotation, biological process: protein O-linked glycosylation. Gene Ontology annotation, cellular component: Golgi membrane. NCBI's taxonomy places the organism in Eukaryota, Metazoa, Chordata, Mammalia, Artiodactyla, Monodontidae. The record is from RefSeq and is a predicted model, not a curated record.